GUUUGCGACCUUUCUAAAAAUAAUUGUCCCAAGAGUUGACUAGAAUAUUCCUGAACUUUGAUUCAAUUAUAUUAGGCGUGCCAAAUCAGCGCGGUUCUUAGUUUUAAAUACAACAGUGCGCAGUGAAAUAAUACUACGAAAAAGUGCAGCAAAUAGUGCUACGAUGACCGAGAAUCUAAAGGAAAAGUUUAUCAUUGAAAAAAAUGAUAAAGUUGGAAGGUAUACGGUGGCAAGCGAAGAUCUCAAACCUGGUCAGCUGAUCUUUGAGGAGUUGCCUUUUGCUUAUGGCCCAAAAUCAGAUACGUACUGUAUGUGCCUGGGUUGCAGUGCCCAUGUGGAUUGCACCAAUUUAUGCUCCAAAUGUUCCUGGCCAGUGUGUUCUACAGAGUGCGAAAACUUACCGGUGCACAAAGACAACGAAUGCCAAGUGUUCGCUAACGCUAACGUAAAAUUCCAAAGUGUCAACGACCCCAGCGAAAUUUGCUUGCAGUACGAGUGCAUAACACCCUUAAGAGUUCUAUUGGCGACGGAAAAAGACCCAGAGAGAUGGAAGACCGAGGUCCAGAUCAUGGAACACCACAACGAAGAAAGGAAGAAAAGGCCCAUCUGGCAAUUCAACCAAACAAACGUUGUCGACUAUCUCAGAGGACCUUGUAAAUUAGAGCGGUUUUCCGAAGAUUUAAUUCACACCGUUUGCGGCAUUUUGGAAAUUAACGCGUUCGAAUCGCGAACACCCAGCGGAUCCAUGCUUAGAUGUUUGUACCCCAAACUUGCCAUCAUGUCGCAUAAUUGCGUUUCCAAUGUGCAUCAUGCUAUAGAUUGUGCCGGAAAAUUUGACAGCAAAGACUUCAGAGUUUUCGUAAGAUCAGCAACAGACGUAAAAAAAGGAGAAGAAUUAUACAGCAGCUACACCUAUUCUCUAUGGCCCACAAUAGUUAGGCGCGAGUAUUUAAGGGAAAGUAAAUUUUUCGACUGCACUUGUCCCAGAUGCUCCGAUAAAACCGAAUUGGGCACCCAUAUGGGCACACUGAAGUGCCAAAAGUGCGACAACGGCGUUAUAAUGUCCACAAAUCCCUUAGACAACACUUGUGAAUGGAAGUGUACGCAUUGUGAGUUCAAAACAAACGGGGUGGCUGUCAGAAAAGUAUUUGCGGCAAUUCAGGCAGAUAUAGACGGGGUGGAAGGUUUAUUUGGGGCUGAGGGUAUAGAGGCUAGAGAGGCUCUAUUCAGGAAGUACAGAUCUGUUGUGCACCCUAAGAAUGCCUAUAUGACCAUACUGAGAUCUUCUUUGGUUCAAUUGUACGGAAACUCUGAAGGUUAUACCGUUGACGAUCUUCCGGAUCUUCUUUUGGAGCGAAAAAUCGAGCUCGCGAAUCUCCUGAUGGAGGUUCUGGAUAAAAUAGAGCCCGGAUUCUCCAGGAUUAGAGGCAUCACUUUGUAUGAGCUCCACGCCCCGAUUUUGAUACUGGCCCGCCACCAGUACCAAAGCGACUUGAUAAACAAAGAGGCCCUCGAAAAACAAAUGAAGGAAGCCUUGCAUACUUUGGGGAAAGCGGCUGAAAUCCUCAAAAAUGAACCUUUGAGUACUCCGGAAGGACAAAUAGGUCAACUGGCCCAAAUGGCGCAUCAACAACUGACUGAGAAUUUCGAUUUGAUGGUUGAAAAUGCCUAAAAUAGUUAUGUUAUAA
Messenger RNA from Brassicogethes aeneus, 1688 nucleotides. NCBI's taxonomy places the organism in Eukaryota, Metazoa, Arthropoda, Insecta, Coleoptera, Nitidulidae. The record is from the annotation of a GenBank genome assembly.